GAACACUAAUGAGUUUUUUCUCCCCAGAAAUCAACAGGAAACUUCAGAGGUUCAUACAGAGUUGGACUCCAUAUUCAUGCUUCUCGAGGAGAACAUGUUUGCCUAUCUGAAGAAAGAGCUUAAGAAGUUCCAGAAGGUUUUGAGAACUAAUAACCCAGAAUGCUUCGAGAGCCAAGGUAAGUCUGAAGGAGUGUUUGAUGGGGAAGAGGAAGAGCAGAGAAGGAGCAGAAGAGAGGCAUUUCUGAAGAUCACACUGGACUUCCUGAGAACAAUGAAGCAGGACGAACUGGCAGACUCACUGAGAAACAAAUUUCUUGCUGCAAUGGGCCAACCUAAACUCAAAUCUAAUCUGAAGAAGAAGUUUGAAUUUGUGUUUGAGGGGAUUGCUAAAGCAGGAAAUCAAACAGUUCUGAACCAGAUCUACACAGAGCUGUACAUCACAGAGGGAGAGACUGCGGAGGCCAAUAAAGAUCACGAGGUCAUACAGAUUGAGAAAGCAUCCUUGAAACCAGACACACCAGAAAUAACAAUCAGAUGUGAAGACAUCUUUAAGGCCUCACCUGGACGAGAUAAACCAACCAGAACAGUGAUAACAAAGGGUGGGGCUGGCAUUGGGAAAACAGUCUUAACACAGAAGUUCACUCUGGACUGGGCUGAAGGCAAAGCCAACCAGGACAUCCAGUUCAUAUUUCCUUUCUCUUUCAAAGAGCUGAAUGUGCUGAAAGAAAGAAAGUACAGCUUGGUGGAUCUUGUUCAUUACUUCUUUCCUGAAUUUGAAAAACCAGGAGUCUGGAGGUUUGAAGAGUCCCAAGUCCUGUUGAUCUUUGACGGUCUGGAUGAGUGUCGACUUCCUCUGGACUUCCACAAAACUGAGAUCCUGACUGAUGUCACAGAGUCCACCUCAGUG
This is a messenger RNA of Notothenia coriiceps (black rockcod), 907 nucleotides long. RefSeq names its product NACHT, LRR and PYD domains-containing protein 3-like. The transcript is spliced from 3 exons. NCBI's taxonomy places the organism in Eukaryota, Metazoa, Chordata, Actinopteri, Perciformes, Nototheniidae. The record is from RefSeq and is a predicted model, not a curated record. The annotation marks the transcript as partial.